AUCAGAUCAUGUUGAAGACCAUGCACGAAAGUAAAAUGUAAAGCUAUUCAGACUACCUUCUACAGAAAUAUUUGUAUACGUGUGGGAAAAUCUUUGCAAAGGGGCUGAAAUUACUAAGUCCACGAACAACACUUUGGGAAGAAAGCAGGCAGUAUGUGCUCCUCCCCCACGCACAUUCCAUUUGCCUGCUGUGAUGUCAUCUGAGUCACAGGAAAUAACAUUGCAGGAAAGGGGGAUGGGACACUGGGUUUUUUAAAUCCUGAAUAAUAAUAAAAAAAAAUCCUGUCGCGUCGCAGACCGAUGAAAGAAGGUAAAAUAUAUGAUUUAAUUUACAAUACCAACAAUGGAAUGCACUGAGUGUUGUGUGUGAGCAAUAGAAUGUUUAUGUUUUAAGAUUCGCGGCAAUCAAACAUUAAUCGUAGAACUGCAUGUUUAAAAUGUACGUGUGACCGUAUGUGUCCUUGUGUGUGUGUGUGUGUGUGUGUGUGUAUAUAUAUAUAUAACACAUAUAAUGCAGUAAUAUAGUGGGUGGCAGAUUAUGUGCAAAGGCGUGUACAUGGAAGAUCGUACAUAUUGCAGAACAGUAGUAAUGGUAAGUUUUAUCACUAGUGAAUGAAGGCUAUUUGCACUUGACACUAAUGAUUGAAUUCACCCAGAAAAGUCUAAACUAGUAGGACUCCAUACAAAGUGAAUUUUGAUUAAUUCAAAGCUGCGUUUUCAGGUUGCAAUAUUAUGUGGCACAUUUUGAAAACAGCUCAGCUAACUGCUUUACAUUAGUUAUCAGAGUCCCCAUAGUGCGCCAUUUAAUAAAUAAACCCUUGCUUUUGACUUGUUCAGAUGACAACCUGCUCUCUGUUGGAUUAAAACGGAACUGUCACUUCUCAGAAAGUGGCACCUCCUCCAUCCAACACUCUAGUAAACGAACCAUGAUACAUAACACUUUAUAAGGGUCCAAAAGUGCCUUAUCACCACUGUCAUGACUAGUGGCAACAAUGAACCAUUAUUCAGUCGAUGGCCUACCUUGAACUUGAGCAAUCAAAAACACACGCACAGACAUUGUUCCUGUUUUUGUUCUUGUUUUUAACUCCUCAUAUAACCAUAUUCUAUAUUAUUAUGUAACCAUUAAAUAGGUAUAGACCAGGGGAUUCCCAAUCAUUUUUCCCGUGGACUCCUUUGACAUAGUAUACCAACAUUGUGGAGCCCCCUACCCACCCCCUCUCCCACGGGAAAAAAAUUGUGCCAUUUUUUGUAUGUGCCAGUGUGAGUAUCUGUGUGUCAAUGUGUAUCUGUGUGUGUAUCUGACACACAGAUAAAUACACUGGCACAUAGUGUCACACAGACACACACCUUGACACACAGUGUGUAUCUGUGUGUGUAUGUAUGUAUGUAUGUAUCUAUCUAUUUAUCUAUCUAUCUAUCUGUGUGUCAAGGUGUGUGUAUCUGUGUGUCAAAGUGUGUGUAUUUGUGUGUCAAAGUGUGUGUAUCUGUGUUUGUAUUUGCCAGUGUGUGUAUCUGUGUGUCAAUGUGUAUGUGUGUGUGUGUAUGUAUCUGACACACAGAUAAAGAUACACACACACACUGGCACAUAGAUACACACAGACACACACACACACCUUGACACACAGUGUGUAUCUGUGUGUGUGUGUGUAUCUGUGUGUCAAAGUGUGUGUAUCUGUGUUUGUGUGUGUCUGUAUAUCAAGGUGUGUCUAUCUGUUUGUAUGUGCCAGUGUUUAUGUAUCUGACCCACAGAUACACAACCUUGCCACACAGUGUGUAUCUCUUUGUGUGUAUGUAUCUGUGUGUCAAGGUGUGUGUAUCUAUGUGUCAAAGUGUGUGUAUCUGUGUUUGUAUGUGCCGGUGUGUGUCAAGGUGUGUAUAUCUGUGUUUGUAUGUGCCAGUUGGUGCAUCUCUCUCAGUGGGGUUGCUGAGCGGCUGGCGUUCGGGCAGCGAGGGUGCAGUGAUCACUGCUGUAUGCACGAGGGAGCUGAGCAGGGAGAGCAAGCCCGGAACCUAUAUCAUGCUGAUGAGUUGAAAUAACGACAAAACAGCUGUCCAUGAGUGGUUCACUGGCAUUGCACCUCUUCCUGAAUUGUGUUUCAAAACUGUUGUAUGCAGCAGAUACAUACUCCAAGGAAUCCAUGUAUAAAGUGGAAUUAUGAGUCAAAAAUUUGGUUCUUUGUUGAGCUCAUUUGCAUGCCCCUACCCAGAAUCCCUUGCAGUAGUGAAAGCACUGUUAAAGUGAGAUUUCUGUGGUAAAAGCAAGCCUUAUGGCUUGCCUGGUGUGUGUAUUUGUGUUUAACAUUGCAUUAACUAUCCAAAAAUAAAAAAUAAAAUAGUCUUUAUUUAGACCAGAAUGACAAGCAAAACACAAAUAGUGAUUUAAAAAUUUGAACAGUUCUGAAAACUCGGGCAAAGAGUGUCCUCAAAUCCCUCAGGAGUUGGAUUCAUAAACAAAGUAUCCACAUAAAGGAACGGCACAAGACAGUACAGGACUUCUUUAUAAAUAUUAUUCUAUUUUUGUAACAUUUGCCGCCAUCCCAUAGGCCCCAACGCUUGCUAAUUUUGCUUGCUUUGGGUAUUCUUUAGUUUUUGACUUAUAUAUAUUUGCCUUAAGGGUUAUCCCCUAUCUAUAGGAUUUAGGUCCUUUUUAGAUUUUUAGAAGUGUUCAUCCAGUUUGUGUUUAAAGGACCACUAUAGUGCCAGGAAAAUAUACUUGUUUUCCUGGCACUAAAGUGCACUUAGGGUGCCCCCACCCUCAGGGUCCCACUCCCGCUGCGCUGAAGGGGGAGGAAGGGAUUAAACUUACCUCUUUCUCCAGCGCCGGGCGGGGAACUCUCCUCCUCGGCUGAAUGUGCAUGCGCGGCACGAGUCGCGCGCGCAUUCAGCCAGUCUCAUAGGAAAGCAUUCACAAUGCUUUUCUAUAGACGCUGGCAUCUUCUCACUGUGAAAAUCACAGUGAGAAGCGCGGAAGCGCCUCUAGCGGCUGUCAACGGGACAGCCACUAGAGGCUGGAUUAACCCAUUUAUAAACAUAGCAGUUUCUCUGAAACUGCUAUGUUUAUAGAAGAAAGGUUUAAUCUUAGAUGGACCUGGCACCCAGACCACUUCAUUAAGCUGAAGUGGUCUGGGUGCCUAUAGUGGUCCUUUAAACACCUGUACAGACUCCGAUAAAACCACCUCUUCAGGCAGACAAUUCCACAUCCUUGUUGUUCUUACUGUAAGAAACCCUUUCCUUUGCCUUUCUUCCAGUCUAAAUGCAUGACCUUGUGUCCUAUGUAUAGUCCUGUUCAUGAAUAGAUUUCAAGACAAUGGUUCGUAUUGGCCCCAAAUAUACAUAUAUUCAUAUUCCCUCUAAGGUGCCGUAUUUAUUAGGGAUCGACCGAUUAUCGGUUUUACCGAUAUAAUCGGCCGAUAUUCGGUAUUUUCGGCAAUAUCGGUAUCUGCCAAUAUAGAUGCCGAUAAUACCUCCUAGGACUGCCGGGCUCAUUACAAGCCCGGCGGUCCUCGGGGGGGCCAACAGCAAGCGCUGACUUACCUUGCCAGCAGCUCCUCCAGCUCCCCAAUGUAACUCUCGCGAGACCAGCGGCCGUCAGACCGUUGCCACGGGUUACCAUGGUAACGCUCCACGCGGCACUAAAGGCCGCGAGAUUUACACUGGGGAGCUGGAGGAGCUGCUGGCAAGGUAAGUCAGCGCUUGCUGCUGGCCCCCCCAGUACUUAAAGGACUACUCUAGGCACCCAGACCACUUCAGCUUCAUGAAGUGGUCUGGGUGCCAGGUAACUCUAGGAUUAACCCUUUUUUUUUAUAAACAUAGCAGUUUCAGAGAAACUGCUAUGUUUAUACUGAGGGUUAAUCCAGCCUCUAGUGGCUGUCUCAUUGACAGCCGCUAGAGGCGCUUGCGUGCUUCUCACUGUGAAAAUCACAGUGAGAGCACGCAAGCGUCCAUAGGAAAGCAUUGUAAAUGCUUUCCUAUGCGACCGGCUGAAUGCGCGUGCGCAUUUCAGCCGAUGACGUCCGCGAGCAAGGAGGAGAGGAGGAGUACAGCUCCCCGCCCGGCGCUGGAGAAAGGUAAGUGUUUAACCCCUUCCUCUCUCCAGAGCCCGGCGGGAGGGGGUCCCUGAGGGUGGGGGCACCCUCAGGGCACUAUAGUGCCAGGAAAACGAGUAUGUUUUCCUGGCACUAUAGUGGUCCUUUAACAAGCCACCGGACCACCAGGGAAUGCCAUAGCCCACCUCCCUGGUAAGAAGCAUGGAGGGGGGACUAAAAAAACAAAAAAAACGCCAUUUAACACAAAUUACAUAUACACACUACACAAACACACGCACACUGCAUUACACACACACACACUACACAAACACACACACUGCAUUACAUACACACUGCAUUACACACACACACUACACAAACACACACACUACACAAACACACACACACAUAACACAAACACACACUGCAUUACAUACACACACUACACAAACACACACACACACACUGCAUUACAUACACACACACUACACAAACACACACUGCAUUACAUACACACACACACUACAUUACAUACACACACUACACAAACUGCAUUAUAUACACAUUACACAAACAUACACACUGCAUUAUAUACACACUGCAUUCACUAUACACACUACACAAACACACACUCUGCAUUCACUAUACACACUACACAAACACACACUCUGCAUUCACUAUACACAGUACACAAACACACACUGCAUUCAUUAUACACACUACACAAACACACACACACACAGACUGCAUUCACUAUAUAUACACACUACACAAAUACUCACUGCAUUCACUAUACACACUACACAAACACACUCUGCAUCCACUAUACACACUACACAAACACACACAUAGCUCCCCUGUCUAAACACACUUCAUCCACUACAUGUGGCAUGUAUAUUUUGUGCAUUUACCUUUAGGAUUAGUUUAUUUUUUCAAAAUGGUUAAUGUAAAGAAUAUUGGCAAGUUAUCGGCUAUCGGCCUGAAAGUUCACAGAUUAUCGGUAUCGGUAUCGGCUCUAAAAAAUCAAUAUCGGUCGAUCCCUAGUAUUUAUGAACUAAACAUCUUUAUAAUGUUAACUUUCCUUCAUAAAAAAAAUGUUCCAUUCCUUUUAUUAAUUUAGUAGCCUGCCUCUGCACUUCUAAUGCUAUUAUACUCUUCUUUAAUAAAGGUGCCCACAAUUGCACAGCAUAUUCAAAGUGUGGUCAUAUCAGUGAUCAAUAAAGAAGCAAAUUUAUAUUUUCAUCCUGAGAAUUAAUGCCCCUUUUUAUACAUGACAAUACCUUACUGGCCACUGCUGAUUUAUAUUGCAUAUUGUUGCAUAGUUUGUUGUAUAUACCAGUUCCCAAAUUCACUACCAUGUUGGGUGUAAGUUGCUUGCGUAUUCUUUCAUCUGCCAUUUGAGUGCCUAGUCCCCCCAAUCUAUCUAUAUCCGUAAGCAGCAAAGUACUAUCCUGCUAAUAUUACGUAUUACUUUAGAGAUUUUUGUGUCAUCUGCAAACACUGAAACAUGACUUUCAAUGCCUAUUUCAAGAUCAUUUAUAAACAUGUUAAAUAGAACCGGUCCCAGAACAGGACUCUGAGGGACACCACUUACCACUUUUGUCCAGUUUACAAAUGUACAGUUAAUUACAACUCUCUGUAAAGGAUCACUAUAGGGUCAGGAACACAAACAUUUAUUCCUGACCCUUUAGUGCUAAACACACAAUUUAGGUGGCUUGCCCUCCCUCAGCCCCCCUUAAAAGUUAAAAACUCACCUUAUUUCCAGCUCCGCGCGGGUCUGCCGGCGCUGGCUCCGCCCCCUUUAUGACAUAAUCAAAAUGGUUGAUUUUUUACCAAACCAAUUUGAAAAGCAUUGGAUUGGCUAAAAAUCGGCACUGGGGCAGGACCAAAUGCCGUUUUGGCCCAUCAGGACCUCCUCAUAGAGAUGCAUUGAAUCAAUGUAUCUGCAUGAGGAAAAUUCACCGUCUCCAUGCAGAGCGUGGGGACGCUGAACGACAGGGCUGCUUACUGUGCAGCCAUGAGCCAGGAAGCCCCUCCAGUGGCCAUCUGAGGAGUGGCCACUUGGAGGUGUCCCUAGGGGCAAUGUAAACACUGCCUUUUCUCUGAAAAGGCAGUGUUUACAUGAAAAUGCCUUAAGGGAGCUAUUAUACUCACUAGAACAACUACAUUAGUAGUAGUUGUUCUGGUGACGAUAGUGUCCCUUACGCCAAUGUUCUACAAGAAUUUUCAUCUAUACCAAUUUCUUUUAGUUUGAAAAUUAGCCUAUUGUGUGAAACCAUAGCAAACACCUUGACAAAAUCAAAGUAGAUCACAUCCACUCCAACACCCUGAUCUAUACUUCUACUUACUUAUUCACAGAAUGCAAUUAAGUUAGAUUGACAUGACUUAUGUUUCAUAAAACCAUGCUGAUUAUUGCUAAUAACAUUGCUUCUCCCAAGGAAUUCCUGAAUAUUAUCCCUUAAUAACACUUCAAAUACUUUUCCAGUGACAAAAGUUGAGCUCACAGGCCUAGAAUUUCCAGGCCAAGAUUGUGAACGUGCUUUUUGAAUACAGGAACAACACCUGCCUUUCUCCAAUCCUCCGGUACAAUUCUUGAAAGUAAAGAAUCCAGAAAGAUUAAUAACAAAAGUUAAUUUAUUUCCACAUUUAGCUCCUUAAAGGGUUACUCUAACCACCAUGACCACUUAAGUGAUAUGAAGUGGCCAUGGUGGUAGGAGCCUGAAUGUGAAGUGUUUCAGUUGCAAACACUGCACAUCCAGAGAUAUUGGAAAUGAUGUGCCAGAGGCAAGUUGCCUCAUGUGUCAUGGGCAGACCAGAAACCCAGACUGCCCAAUGUAAAUUCUGGGCAAUUACGGGGACACUGCAUCUAAACCACUUCAAUGAGAGGAAGUGUUCUAUGUGCCUAUAUUGUCCCUUAAGCGGUCUUCUGACCGGUGUAGGAAGUAAGUAAUGUAUAAUGUAGUUUUCACUAAAUUCCUUGGAGAUGUUACAUUAAAAGAACACUAUAGGGUCAGGAACACAAACGUGUAUUCCUCACCAUAUAGUGUUAAAGCUACCAUUUAGGUGGCUUGUCCCUCUCCCUUUAACCCUCUUAAAAGUUGCGAAUACUUACAUUAUUUUCUGCGCCCCCGAUCCACCUCCGUACUGACAUCAUAGGGACAUCACCAUAGGGAAAGCAUUGGACUGGCAGGAAUCGGCAAGGAGGCGGGAUGGGGCGUGGCCAAAUGUAAUUUUGGCCAAUCAGCACCUCCUCAUAGAAAUGCAAUAAAUUGUGGAGAUUCUGAAUGGCAGUGUGCAGCACUGCUUCAGGAAGCACCUCCAGUGGCCAUCUGAGGAGUGGCAACUGGAGGUGUCCCUAGGGGGCAAUGUAAACACUGCCUUUUCUCUGAAAUUGUAGUUGUUCUGGUGACUAUAGUGUCCCUUUGAGUUAUGUUUAAAGAAGCAAACCUAUAACGUUGUGAAAGUGUUAGUGUGUGUGUUAUAGACAAUUUUCUAACUGUCCAUCUCAAUCCCAUCCAUCUAGAUCUUCCACUUCACUCUCCAUCCUCAGAUGAGCUGCUUUCCAGUUCACAGGAGCAACAGGAAGCUGCACAAAGAGUGGACUGCAAAAUCUGUGGCGACAGAGCGUCGGGGUUCCAUUAUGGGGUACAUGCCUGUGAGGGUUGUAAGGUACAAAAAUCAAUAUGAGCCUACUUUUUGAUUUGAAAACAUAGCUGCUAAUUUUAUGAGUAUGUGAAGUAAAAAAUAAAAUAUGGGUGCUCCAAGUGUCUAUGCAAAUGUAUCUGACUGCUUCUGUUUCAAAUUUCAUGCUUUUGAGAUAUCAAGAUGCAUUAUUUAUAAGAGGUAAUUAAUUUUCAUGAGCAGGGAUUUUAAUAUUUUCUGUAUGAAUUCAUUGCUUCAGUGACUGUAAAUUACACGACUAUAUUUAGGUUUUCUAAAAACUGAACUACAUUUGAUUUUGCUCUAGAUAAGUUAAAUAGUUAAAUGUAACUAUGUGUACCGAUCUGCACUCCACAGGGCUUCUUUAGGCGGACCCUCCGGAUGAGACUACAGUAUGAGUACUGUGACCGUAACUGCAAGAUCAAAAAGAAGAAUCGAAACAAGUGUCAGUUUUGUAGAUUUAACAAGUGCCUGAGCCUUGGCAUGUCCCACAAUGGUGAGCUUGACAAGAUACAUUUUGUAAAAUGAAGGUAACCACACAAUCACAUACCUCCCAACCCCAAUUUUCUGGAUGCCAGUGGAAGGGGAGUAAAGGAGGCUCCCUGGCUUCACCCAAAGAAGGCAGGCCCACCCAAAUUACUGGAAGGUCAGCUAACUGCCAAUCAGCCAGGCCAGCCCUCUGAGAUCAGACUCUGCAGGAAGCACUGUUUCAGUUUUCCUUGCAGAGUCCUAGUGCCCUGAACAUAGUACAAUCGCUUCUAAUGAUGCGGGACAGGACCCAAAAAUCAGGAGAGUCUUGACGAAAUCGGGACAGUUGGGAGGCCCUCAAUCAGCAGUGAGGCUGUAUAGGAAUUAGAUAUUUUGUAUAUGGGUUUAAUCUCCUUGUAUAGGUGAAAAAAACAGCAUUGUAGCUAAUAAUUUAUAAUUAUAAGGGAGUAUUGCUAAACUUUAAAGUAUGUAAUUGAUAAAAAAAAAGCAGGUAGAAUAAAAGUAGAAAAGUAAGGAUAACAAGGCAUUGAACUAUAACGAUUGUUAUCCAAGUAUCAAUUAAAGCAACACUGACAUUAAUUUAUUUAUAACUUUCCUUAUGCCUUUCCCUUGUAUCUUAAUGAUUAUAUUCAGAACCUUGAAUUUGUAACGUUAUAAAGUAAAAAAUGCCACCAGACUCCAAAGCAUGAGACACCACCAAAAAUAACCAAAGAGAAAACACAAUUCCAGUGAACAUUAUAGGAUAUAUUAUCAGAUUCAAAGAGAGAGAGCUAAAGAACAAAUAAAGAAAGAAAGAAAAAAAGAGACAAAAAAGGUAAAGAUUAGAGAAAGAAUAGAAAAGAGAGCAGAACCAAAGACCAAGAACCAAAGGUGAAUCCAGUUACAACUCAAGGAGAUUGAGAUUUGGACUCCAGGUAUCCCUCCAUGGAUUGCAUUUGUGGGAUUUUUAUGACUGAUGCGUUGUGGGUAAAUUACAUUUACACCUUCAAUCUAGCUUAAAGGAACACUAUAAUUACUAGCAUAAACUAAAGGGACACUAUAGUCAUCAGAACAACUACAGCUUAAUGGAGUUGUUCUGGUGUCUAUAGCCCGUCCCUGCAGGCCUUUUAAUGUAAACACUGUCUUUUCAGAGAAGAUAGUGUUUACAUUACUGCCUAGGAACUCAUCUUGUGGCAGUCAGUCAGACAGCCAUUAGAAGUACUUCCUGUGUCAUUCUGUACAACGUGUAGCACCAACGUUCAGCGUCACUGAUUCAAUGCAUCUCUAUGAGGAGAUGCUGAUUGGUGUGGCACACCGCAAUAGCCUCCUAUUGCUUUCCUAGGGAAGAGCAUUGGAUUGCCUGAGAUCAUCAAAUUUAAUCAUCUUUGCCAAGGAGAUGGGGCAUGGCAAGCCGUUAGGAGACUUGCGCAGAGCUGGAAAAAAGGUGAGCUUAACAUAUUUUUAACGGGAAUAAGAGGGGGCUGGGGUCCUAAACCGCUAUUUUAUACCUAUAGUGUUAGGAAUACAUUUUUGUAUUCCUGACAUUAUAGUGUUUAUUUAAGUGCAUUUUGGUUUUGGCCUCCUACUCAUGCUAUGUUUACUAGCCUGCAUAACCCUGUAGCUUUUCGCAAUGCUCUCUCUUUUACAAUUAAUACAAAUCAAUAAGAGAUCAGUGUGUACUCACUGUCCUCUAAAUUAUCUGUAUAGUAUUUCCAAGCUGCAAUAAGGGAAAAGAAACAAAUAAUUAGAGCACAAUGAUAAGCUAAGGGUGACAUGAUGUCAGCAGGUCACCUUCUAAAUAUGUGUUGAGAGUAAUAAUCUAAUAAUACUUUAAAGUUCCUUUUGGCACAGGUAUAGGGAAAUGCAAUUAAAUUUGAAUGUGAAGAAAAGCACUGCAUGAAUAUGAGGCCACAUACUAUCAAAUGCCCUUAGGUUAUGUUUGUUCCCGACCCAAACCACUUCAUCUCCUUAAAGUUGUUUAGUGCAGUGCUCCUGUCCCCUUAACCCUGCAAUGGUAAUUAAUGCAGUUCCUGAGAAAUAUUGCAGAGUUGUCUCCUCCUUUAGCGGUUAGGUAACAGACAGCCACUAGAUGCACUUCCUGGUGUUUCACAGAGUUUUACUAAAUGAAAUUACGCAGCACUUUUUCCUAUGGGGAAGGCCUAAUGCACGCACAUGUGAAUUAGGUUUUUGAAACGCUGUGAUGUCGGCAGAGGACAAACCUGACCCAGCACCGAGGGGCAUCAGUGCUGGAAGCAGGUAAGUGAAAAAAGGCAUGUUAACGCUUUAUUUGCCACCAGGGAUAGCGGGGGGCACCGCAGGUGCAGAGGGACACAAUAGUGUUAGGAAUACAGUUUUGUAUCCCUAACCCUAUUGUGUUCCUUAAGCUCUGUCCAUUGUCAAAGAUCAUGCUCUACAUUAGAAAACUUAAUUCCCUAAUUUCUCAAUUUAGGUUGAAUUUCAGAAUUAAAAUCAAGGAGACAUAAAGAAAUAAAUAUGAUUAAUUAAAAAAAGCAUGCCGAGUGUUGGAUUUAUGUGUUUUAGGUCUCAUUAAACUUCAAAAUGGAUUUGAAUGUUUGUUAUUUAAAACAAAUUACACUGUCUCAGUGUGAGAUCUAGUCAGUAAUGUUGUUGGUUAUGAGUUAAUUGAGCAGGGCCCUCCAUCUCUCUGUUCCUGUACGUCCAGUUGUCUGGUUACAAUUACAUGUCUGUUAGUCCACCCAUUGUACAGCUCUACGGAAUCUGAUGGCGCUAUAUAAAUAAUAAAAUAAUAAUAAUGUCUUUGUUUCUUGGUCAAUAUUUAGACCAACUUUUAUGAGUGGAACCUAAAAUAAACAAACAUAACACAUAUUAGGAGAUGCAUUACAGAGAUCAUUUUUCACAAACAUUCUUUAAACCAUUAGGGUUACACUAGAAUGGAAAUUGGCUGUGCAGCAGGGAAAUAUUUCAGAAUACUAGGAUGAUAGGAGAUCAUACUUUGUCAUGAUGCUCAACUGAUAAAAUUUUUUAUUGAUUCCAUGACAGCAAUCCGAUUUGGUCGAAUGCCAGAAGCAGAGAAAAGACGCCUUGUUCAGACCCCACCAACUGAAGCAGGAUCUACAGAUUCUCCGGUGUCAGACACUGUGGCCCUUUCACAACAGAUCCACUCGUCAUAUAUGCAAACGUUUUCCAUGACAAAAAAGAAAGCACGGGACAUUUUGACUGGCAGAAGUAGCAUCUCGGUGAGAAAACAAAACUUUAAAAUAACUGCAGCUUCUAAAUCCAAAAUAUAUUUGUCCAGUAAGAAGUAAAAGAUUAUGCUCUAGAAUUGUUGUUCAUUAAAUUAAGAUAUUUCGCUUACUGAAUGAAAUGUUUAGGUACUAUUUUUGUUCAAUGCUUCAUUGAUUAACUUCCUUUCCUUUAAACCAACUCUUAAAAUUUCUAAAAGUCCCAUGCUACUUGUUAGAACUUAAGGGUUACUCCAACCCUUAUAACUGGAAAAAAAUGUUAUUAUCCUUUAGGUCCCCCCUCCCACACUACAAAUGACUUAUAAAAUAAAUGUUUUCUUACCGGAAAUGCAGCGAACCAUCUGGCUCUGCUUUCCAUGUCUUCACCUGAUGUCACUCCUGUAGUUGCACGGUCUAAACAAAGACUUCUCAUAGAGAACAUACGCAUGCACUCUGACCCGUUUAGCCGGCUCAGAGUGCAUGCGCAUGUUCUGAUCCAGGUAGUGAAGAGAGAGACAGGGAGGGAAAUGUAGCGGGCAGUAUAGGGAGGUCGGAAGGAGGGGGACACAAGUAGAUUAUAUCUGUCAUUAUGUUGCCUACAUGCAGUGUGUUCUGGUGACAGACGUAAUAUAUUCACAGAAUUGAGAGACCAUUCAAAGGCUCAGAAACCCUUUGCAGGUGUUAUGGCUUAUUAUAGUGGGACACUGUGAGCCUAGAAUUUUGCACCUUUUCACAAUAUUCUAAUUUACUGAGAUUGUGGAUUUGGGGUUUUCAUGAGCUGUAGGCCAUAAUCAUUGCACUUAUGACAAAUCACGGCUUGAACUAUAUUGCUUUGCAUGUAAUGCGUCUACCUCAUAUAUUAGUUUCCCCUUUUAUGUUGCAUUACUGAAAUAAAUGAACUUUUGCAUGAUAUUAUAAUUUUUCAAGUAUCACCUGUAUCAUGGCAAGCUUUGUUUUCUGCUCUUAAUCUGUUUUUAGAUGUAGAUCCCUCCUCAUUAUACAAGAAGCCCACUCAGAGGCAAUGGCAUUUCCUAAAUGGUGGUGUAGGGGUAAUAGGCCUUAUCUGCCACCAAGAUCCCCAUUCUGCACCUCCUAGAGUCUACACUUUCAAACACUGGGUCUCAUGUCUGCCUGAGCUGGUUGCCACAAAAUUGGUGAUCACAUGCAAUACCAAAAAAUUUUUUUUUUUGCCUUAGCAGGAGAAGCAGACAUGUACAAUAGGCAGACAAACAGAUUCUAAAGCAGGAACUGUGAGGCUCUUAAUGGGGAAACAUCACAAAAAUGUUUUCCGACUUAGAGACUAAAAAAAUGGAAAUAGGAUUAAUAAAAAAUACAAUGGUAUUCCACACCUGCAGUGUUACUCCUUCACACCUUACACUGGACAAAGUGCCAAUGAUAUACACAAACAUAGAAUCUGGAACUCUGAAGGGCCACAGAGUGCGUUAAGCCAAGAGGAUAUAUGAUCCUUUUUUCUGAAACUCAAUUUCUAAUAGGUGUCAACUCAAGGAAGCUUAAUUAAGAGGUCUUACUGAAAGGCCAGAAGUAAUGAAUUCUGCAUGUUGUCCAGGAGGCUAAAUUUCAGGCUUGUCAAAAAAUAAAAGAAAUCUUCUCACUUUAGUCAGAACUUUAACUAAUCCAUUUUCUUCCUGGGAAAAUAAACAGAACUGAGACACAUGUAGUACAGGCUAAAAUGGGUUGAGCGAGUGAAGUGUUGCAUUAGUGGUUUUUCUACCCUCCGUUUGGGAGGGACUUUAUGCCAUACAUUACAACUUGUUGGCUUUCACAUUCCAAGAAAGGAAACUCUUUUUUUGUAUAUUGAUAAACAUCUUAUGUUAUAAUUAGUAUAUUUAGUAUAUUGUGGAUUUUUUAAAUUUUCUUUUAGUAUUUUGGGAUGCUAAUGCUGUCUUCUUGAUGUAUGACUAUAUUUUAACUUAUUUUGGGGGAAUGUUCCAAUUAAAAGGUUACUGCAAGUACCAUGACCACUUUGUUGAUUUGACAUGGUCAUGAUGGUUGGAGUUUGUAUGUUUCUGUUUUUUUUUGGUUUUUUUUUAAUGCUGCACAUUCAAAGAUUAUCCACUUAGCUGUCAGAGGUGAAACUCAUCCUUCAACAGCUUCAUUAGUGAGCCUAGAGCAAAGUUCCUGGCUGGUUAAUGGUAAUUCUUUGAAAACUUCUUACUCCAGCAUACUAGUGCUCUUGCUGAAGCUCACAUCUGACAAGGAGGAUCAGGCUGCAGUGCAAAAUUGGACUCAGCAGUUGAACGAGUGAGCUUUAUUUAUUUAUUUAUUAUUUUGUUUAAGUGGGGGGUCUGUGGCAGACCACCACAGAAAGGGAGAAAGGGGUACUCUAACCAAAACUAGGGUUUUAUGAAAACACUAGCUUGUGGUUGGAAUAAGCAUUUAAGAAACGUGUUUACCAAAUUUUUAUUUUUAUGAUGGCUUUGAUUUAUAAUAUAAUUUAUAAUACUUUGUUCUUUGUCUGUUUUAGCCUUUUGUUAUACAUGACAUGGACACCCUGUGGCAAGCAGAACAAGGAAUUUUGUGGGAGCAAUUGCCUAUGCAGGAUCCCUCAGGAACUGAAAUUGGAGUCCAUGUCUUUUAUCGCUGCCAAUGCACUUCUGUGGAGACUGUACGUGCCCUCACUGAAUUUGCCAAGAGUGUUCCAGGUUUCAACACACUCUACCUCAAUGACCAGGUCACGUUGUUGAAGUAUGGGGUCCAUGAGGCUAUCUUUUGCAUGUUGGCCUCGCUUAUGAACAAAGAUGGACUUUUGGUGGCAGGGGGACGUGGGUUUGUUACUCGUGAGUUCCUGCGCAGCCUUCGCCAUCCAUUUUGUCACAUCAUGGAGCCCAAGUUCCACUUCGCCUCCAAGUUCAAUGCACUGGAGCUUAAUGACAGUGAUUUGGCACUCUUUGUUGCAGCCAUUAUCCUAUGCGGUGGUUAGAGACCCUAUUUUUUUCUUACUAUUCUUUUCUUUUCAUCUCUGUACACCCAUUUACAUUUUUUAACCUAAUCCAAAGUCUCUAUUUAUGCAAAAUCUUAAUUUUUUUAAAAUUCCCUAGUAAUUUAUCUUUUUUAUGUUCUGUUUGUGUUUUCUACUUCCUUUAACAAUAUCUGAAAAAAGUCCUGGUCAUCUUUCUGUCUUGUCUAUUAUAUUGCAUUCCGGGUAUAGUUGUAUCCUCAAUAUUUAUGCUUGAUGAUAACCAGAUACUGUGAGGAAAUACCCUAUGCUUUCCUUUAGGAAGGAGAAACAAAAGGAGAUCUAUUAUUCCCCCACCCAACGUUUAAGUCCAAUUGUCUAUUGUAGUAAAGUAAGUGCUAGAACCAUGUUUUCCCUAUAAAUCGUGAUUACUUAUUACUCUUACACCUCCCGAGAAGAGGCUUUCAACAUAUAUAGUAUGAUAAAGGCAACAUUAAUAAUAGCAUUGCCACACUAACAUGUUCUCGAGACAAAAUCUGGGUUGGGAUCUAUACUAAAAACACCUGUUAAAAUUCUCUGCCUAUCUAGCAUUAUAUCUUUGCAUUGUGGUUUGUAGGCCCCAUGUCAACCAAGUGAUAUUUCCUUUAAAAGAGCAAAAGCAACAUAGAUGACAUAAAUAACCACUAAAACAGUGUAAAACUACUAAAUAUAUUUUAUACAUCUAUAUUUAGAUAUGGAUAUGUGUUGUGUAAUGUGUGAUGUUUAUUUGCCACACCUCAAAUAGUGGUAAAUUGCCAUAUUUAACACAGAAUAGAUGAGUUAAAGACUUUUAAAAACACUGCUAUUUUGGUACUCAAUUUUACAAUUCAGUUAUUUCACUGUUUAACCCCUUAAGGAGAUAAUUGUCCAAGCUCUGAACCUAAACAAAACCUAGAAUUUGUGCUAUGUGUUUGUUCCACUGUAACUUAAAGGAACACUAUAGCGUUAGGAUUACAAACAUGUCCAAAGUUUCACUCGACAUUUAGUCAGAAGCACCUGUGGUGGCUGUAAAGUGACAACAACUAGAGGCACUUAAACCCUAUAAUGUAAACACUGCUAUUCCUGCAAAACGCCAUUGUUUUCAGGUGCAGGGUUAAAAAGACAAUGACAAGACACCCAGCCCACUUUUAUUGAGGUUUAGGUGCUUACCCCUUACCCUCAUGCAGAGCAUGAGGACAUCCAGCAUCAGUUACUAGACGAAAGGUCCAUUUGGAUCUAGGAAGGACCUUCAGUGGCUGUCUGGGAGAUAGCCACUGGAGGCAGACUUAGUGCUACAAUGUAAACAUUGCAGUUUCUAAGGAACAAUAGGGACACUGCACCCAGACCACUUCAAUGAGCUAAAGUGGUCUGGGUGCCUAUAGUGUGCCUUUAAAACAUUAUAGUGUUAUGUUACUGCCAUCUACUGUCUGUUUUUAGCAUUACAGGAAGAUUUCCCUAUAAUACUGAAUCAAGCAUGCUUUCCCAGCAGAUCAUACUGUGAUUGGGACUUGUAGGGAGACUGUCAGUGUCUGUUCAGACAAUAAGGGUCUCCCUUCAGAAGCCUGCAGCCCUAGAAUCACUGCGCCUGAGCGUGAUUGUUCAGCCACUGUGUUGUCAAUGGAGUUAUUGGACUUUAUGCAGAGCUCAUUUUUAGCAAAGCACACAGGUCUCCGGUCAGUCUGGGGAUAUAACACUGCUCAUUCUAAAGUUUUAGGACGUGCCAUCCUAAUGGUGUUAAAAUAACAUCAGGAACAAGUUAAAACAUUACAUAAGAAAAUGCACUAAUGUAGGAAGAUGUUUAAGGAGGGUAGACAACCUUUGGGAGAUGUAGUUGUGGACUACAUCUCCCCUGAUGUUUUGCCAGCAUAAUUUCUGUAAGAGCUUUAAAGGAGUGUGGAAGGUUGUCCGCCCUAGGAGUAUAGUAUACAUGGGUACUAAGAAAUGUUUAGCAAUUUCUCAUGUGAUCUUCAACAUCUCCUAUUAUUAGCAGACUUGACAAAUCCAAGUAGCUUGGGAGACCAUAAAAGUAAACUAUUCUGUAGCUCUGUUUUUUUAUUCUUCCCAGAAGUGGGACAAAAACUCACAUGAUGUACAGGCAAGCACAAUUUUUCUAGGUUAUUUCAGUCCAUGUGUGUACCCUCUUGUCAUGUAUCUUGUCAACAUGGCUGGGUGUGUGCUGGUAUUAGCUAUCCCUACUGCUGUAUACAUUACUAAUUACCUAAAUUUAAGCACAGUCAGAUAUUAAGAAUAUGUAUUCUGAAAAGUGGUGCAAAGAUGUAAAAAUGGAAGAGACACCAACAGGAUGUGCCUGCAUGUUCCACUGGUUUCCAUGGUGAUUGCAGCACUUUUAUUAUUUUGCACCAUUUGUCAGAAUACUUUGAUAAUUAUACCCCAAUUACACUAUAUACAAACUCCCCUUCAUGCACAUACAUACACUAAUUAAUCAUUUGUAUAUGUAGGCAUAUGCUAGCACUGCCUACAGUAUGAAAAACCGCAUUAUGCAAAAACGCAGACACGGCAGAAAUAUAAUUAAUAUGGUUAUAAAUAUAGACGAAUAAACAAUUUAAGUUGGAACAUUUAAUAGGUUAUUCACUUAAUUGAGCAUUGUGAGAAAUUCAGAGUGAAUUCGACGUGAAUUUCAAAUUUAAAUCCAACAGGUAGCAUAGGUAAUUAAGAGAUGUUUGGCUAGUUUGGCCUUACAUUUUAAAUUCACAUUGAUAGUUCUCAAUUUAGUGAAUAAUCCUAUUAAAGUCAACGUUGAUACGUUUAAGGAUUCAAAUAAUUUUUUUUAUACAUAAUUUUUUUGUGUUUAUCUAUCUGCUUUUGUGUAAUCACUGCUUUUGACAUUUUUUCCAACUGUAUCUCGAGCUAACCUUUUCUCAUAUUGUUUGUUUUUCUUCUUAUUUUAUAUUUGUUCUUCUUUCAUCAUUUUUGUGUCUGUUUUUUUUUUCCUCUGCAGAUCGACCUGGACUCAUGAAUCCAUCGCAUGUAGAAGAUAUCCAGGAGGGAAUUCUUAGUGCUCUCAGAGUUCACCUGCAAACAUCUCAUCCAGACGCUCCAUUCCUUUUCCCCAAGCUGUUGCAUAAGAUGGCUGACUUGCGUCAGCUUGUGACAGAACAUGCAGAGCUUGUCCAGAGUAUCAAACGCACAGAGACUAGUGCAUCUCUGCAUCCACUACUUCAGGAGAUAUAUAAGGACAUGUACUGAUGGUGUGCACAGGUGUAUAUCUAAUAAUGUGAAGCCUCAAUUUGUCAAAUCAUAGUUAUCUUUUCAAUUUAAUUUAAAUGUAACUUAGUUCUAACACAUUACUAUAAAAUUAUAGCAUAAUACUGUUUCCAGCCUAAUUUCUAAAAUGAUCUUAAAUUUAUAUUUUCUAAUUAACUAUAAACUUUUAACAGAAUGCUCGUCUUAUUUGGUUCAAUUUAGUGAAACUAGAAAAUGUAAAUGAUUCCAUAUGAGACCACACAUGUCAUAAGAAGCGAUAUGACCACAGUGCCGCCAGGGAGGUAAAUCUACAUUCAGUCCAAACAAGCAAGAAAUGGUCUGGACCCACAGGGUUUAGUCAUCAGCAGAUUUUUAGUCUAAAGUAAGUAACAUUUCGUGUCUGCAAGUGAGCCUUUCUCAUGCCAAUAGCUGAGCCAAAGCAUUGCUUACGUUGAUCUCUAAUAAAGUCUGCUAAGGACUGAACCCUGUGUGCCAAGACAUUUUCUUUUUUUUUUUUUACCAGAAAAUGUAAAUACAUUUAUUUUGUAUAUGCAUGUUCACUAUCAAACUGGCAAACUAAUUUAUUUAUUUUGCAUUACUGUCUUGAUCGCCAUAGAGCAACAUCAUCAUCAUAAUCACGUGGAGAAUAAUGUGCAAUGCCUACAAACACACAGAAGCAUUAUUUAAUCUUGAGAUCAUAUUUUCAAUCAUUAUAUGGAUGGUGAUGUUGUCCAUUAACCUCUACACUACUAUAAAACUAACCACUUAUGAAUACACUACCUUAACAUGCAUGUACGUGAUGCAAAGAAUUGCACUCUUUGUAAACUAAAAUUCAGCUUGGUUAAUCGUCAAUAUUUCAGUUAAUGCAAGCUUUCAUCAGGACAACUGUGUGUAUAAAUAUGCAAUUUGGGAAAAGUAAAGCACCCAUUACCACCUCAAUAUGGGAAAAGUAAAGCACCCAUUACCACCUCUGUAACACUAAAACAAUGUUCACAAAGAUUAUAUGCGUUUAUGACUACGGCUUUCAUGGCACUUUUGCUGUGUGUUCGUUCCACCAUAAGUUUAUACUUUCUCUUGAGGUGCCCCUCUACAUACUAUAUAUAGUUUUUAAAAGGAAGAUUAUAUUAGAUUUCUGGAAUCCUCCCCCCAUUUUUCAUUAAAAAAAUUGUUAAAUUAACCAUUUACUUACCUGCAAUUUAGAGCUGAAGCAGCCAAUUAUGAGCAGCCCGAUCCGCCUUCUCUGAGGUAAUCAGGUCACCAAUCAGGACAGCCAAAUGCUUCUAUUAACCACGAACCAAGUCAGACUUGGUUCUCACUGCAGAAGCAAUGUCUGUUGGCUGUCAAGAGAGGAGAGGUGAGGUGAACCCCACAAUGAAAACAUUGCAGUUAAAAAUUACUACAUGAAGAUGAAGUGGUCUGGGUGAUUACAGUGGUCUUUCAAAGGACAAAUAGGGCUUUCUUUGUAUACUCCAGAAUUAGCUGCUACUUAACACUGAGUACAGCAAUUAUCCUCAUGUAGACCAUUUCCAGAUUUUUAGGAUGCUAAAUGAUCAAAUUACAGAAAUGUUUUACAAUUUUCACUGGAAGAUGUAAAGGAUUCAACUUACUGUUGGACAAAAUUGCAGCCUCAACUGAACUUUAUUCCAUCAUGGCAUGACAUUUCGAGUCCAUUCAUCACAAAUACCUGCCAAAUUUCAUUUUAAUUGUAAUUUUUUAACAUUUUAUUAAUAGAACAUUUUUGCAAUAUAUUUGCGUUUGCAAUAUCAAAGUUAGGUUUUAGGUCAAGGUGUUGAGAUACUCAGAUCUUUCAGCUAAUAUGCAUGGUAGAUUGCUAUGGCAUAUUGAUGUUUGACAUGACAAAACUUACUUUCAGGGUAUGUUUUUUGUUUUUAUUCACAUUCAUACAAUCAGGUAGACAUAGUUUCAACAUUUGCGGUUAGUGGUAAUUUAUUUUUCUCUAUGUAAAUGGAAUGUUGUAUACAUAACAUAUUUGUGCAUAAACAGCUUCUCCUGACGAAAGUUGACAUUAACUGAAAUGUUGAGAAAUAUCCCAUUAUUGCCUUCGAGAGUGAAAAGUCAGCCCUGAUGAGUAUAAAUUCACUCUUGGUUAGUGUGCCAAUGACCCUAUAGGCUUGCAAUGGCAUUUGAUAUAUAUAUAUAUAUAUUUUUUUUUUUUAUUAUAUACUUCAAACAAUAAUAUGAUUAAAAGGAAAACUAUAGUGUAGGAAUACAAACAUGUAUUUGUAAUGUCAUAGAGUCCUGCUCACUGUGUAGCUGUCCGGCCCUUGUAAGUAACAAAAGGUUUCAUUAACUUACCUUUUAUCCCAUGUCUCGGUGCUUUCUCCACUGCUGGUUUGCCUCCUUUGUUAAGAUCAUCCCAUAGAAAAGCAUUGGUAAGCUGGUGGGCUUGCACUUGGCUAUUUAAAUAAAGCGCCUCUACUGUGUGUCAGAGUGACAGCUACUAUGGUCAUUGCAAACGUAGUUCCUGCAGAAAGGCAAUGUUUUCAGAUGCUGGGUUAAAUCUACCGGGACAUGGCACCUAAGUCAUUUUUUUGAGAUAAAUGAGGCUGGGUGCAUAUAGUGUACCUAUCAAAGACCACUAAAUUCACCCAGACCACUUCAUUGAGAUGAAGUGGGCUGUGUGCAGUGACCCUGUCAUUUUAAUUCUGCAAUGUAAAACAUUGCUGUUUUGUACAUAAGGCAAUGUUUCAAUGCUGAGAUAAACACAACAAGAGUGGCAGUCUUGCUGACAGCCACUAGAGGGUGCUUCCACUGCAACACCUGACUCAGAAAUGUCCUUGUGACCUUCAACAUGCUCAAGCAUUGCACAAAGACAUAGAAUGUCCUCAAACACUAUCAUUGGAAAGCAUUGGAUACAACGCUUCCCUAUAAGAAGCAUUUGAUUGUAUGAGUGCAGCACUCGCUGCACAUAUGCUUCUUGGCUUCUUUAUGAGAAUCAUUUGAUGGGAUAAGAGGGGACUGCCAAGCGAAAGUUGUUUCGGUGCUUAGAGUGUCCCUUUAAACACAGAGUUAUUGAGAAAUGUAAUAUUUGGGCUAAAAUAGCAAAGCUGUGACAAAAACUUGAAAAGCAGAACUUGUCCAAAAUAGCAUUUUUUGCUGUAAUUUGCUACUUUGGUUUUCAGCUCACUGCUAUUCAUUGUUUAGUGAGUAAAACCAAAAGUGUUUGCUCAGAACUUUAUCAAGGGUGUUAAUAUAUACCUCCCAACUCUUGCAUCCUGAGAAUUGAGACUCAGGUUGGAGGGAGGUAAAAGUGUGGACUAAUCCAGAAAGGAGCCAUUUCAUUGCACCAUGAACUGCAACAGUAAACUAUAGAGGUUAAAUAAUACAUACAGGUGCAUGCAGAACAUGUUACAGUUUUCCUUGUUUAGUUAGCACAUUCCUGAAAUCACUGCUUGUUUAUAGAGUUCUUCAUUGUGUAAAAUGUGUGCACAACCACGUUAUAUAAAAUAUUUUAUAUUCAUACAUGUGCUCAUUGUUGUACUCAAGAUUUGUUCCGUUCUUGAACAAAAAUAACAUUUAAAAUUGCUAGUUAACUUAAUAUUUUUGUUUUAUGGAACACUGGCAAGUUGCUUGCUAUUAAAGGGACACACAAAGCACCAUAACCACUACAGUGGAUUUCAGUGGUUAUGGUACAAGUAGUUUUUGGGUGCCAUCCCCACUGUUUUGUUUUAAACCAUUUUCAAACACAAACACCUAGCUCCUUCUCUAUUAAGCUUCCACAUUGUCCAGUCUAGCCAUCCAGCCAGUAAUGGCAAUGAUAUUUUGCAAGUGCUGGGUUGCUUUGGAUGAAUUAUGCAGCUCUCUGCGCUAGGAAAUAUCUAUUUUUCUGUUUUGGUUUUUUGUCUGACUGCUUGAACAAAAUGAGAAAUUGGAGAGGAUGGCAACCCUUUGCACCAUAGCCACUGCAAAAAGCUGUAGUAGCUGUGGUGCUUAAAUUGUCCCUUAGACAACUUGUUUUGGUCUGUCCUAUAGAUUAUAUUAUGUAUAUAAUAAUAUGUAUGUAUAUAAAUGAUAUACAUUGCAUUUAGAAUAUUGUAAAGAGUAUAUGCGGUAGCUAUUAGCUACGUCUAUGAUGUCCUACAGUUAAGGUCUAUUUUUGAAUGAAAUAUUUGCAAUAGAAAUAUACAAAAUAAAUAUAGUAGCUUAUUUCCUGUUUUAUAAUUUUCAGGCUGUAUUUUAUCUGUUCUCCCAUGGACACAGCAAGCCCUGUCCUACAUGUUAUCAUUUGUCUUCAGGUUUCCUCCGUUUUCAAACUCUUCACUGCAUAAUAAUUUGUGGAGUUUAUUCAAUAAUUGCUGAAUUGUACUGAACCGAAAACGGUAUUGUAAACUGUAAGCUAAAAUAGCCAAUCUGUCACAAUAACUGAGGUAAAGAUUUUUUGUUAGUGCACCCAUUUUUAAAAAAAUUCUUUAUUUUUGCAGUGCAUAUGGUUUGAACAGACAUGCGUGUGGUACCCCACCGGCACUCUACACGCUAGUUCCAGUACAUUAUAACAACGGGGUAUACGAUAACAGUGCACAAUUUUUUUAAGUAUAAAGGUUGUCGUUUAACUGCUCAUAUUUUUAGAACAAUGUUAGGUAAUACAAUCAGCUUAAGUAAUCGACUUUAGAGAGUGCUCAAGCUGUAAUUAGUACACCCAUUUUUAACUAAAUUUUGUCAUUCCAUUUUAAAAUCAUUACAAUUCAGUGUUUAGUGAUUAAAUAUUCUCUGUUCAUUUCUCUGCGAUGUGUGAUUUCUUUUUUUGUGUGUGUGUCAACUGGACCUGUUGUUAAUCAUGAUUUAAAAUAAUUAAAUUAUUAAAUAUGUUUACCUUAA
Messenger RNA from Pelobates cultripes (western spadefoot toad), 22331 nucleotides. Lineage: Eukaryota; Metazoa; Chordata; Amphibia; Anura; Pelobatidae. The record is from the annotation of a GenBank genome assembly.